This is a messenger RNA of Laetiporus sulphureus 93-53, 1040 nucleotides long. Its product is annotated as cleavage and polyadenylation specific factor 5. The transcript is spliced from 9 exons. The coding region runs from base 62 to 676 and encodes 204 amino acids. Gene Ontology annotation, cellular component: mRNA cleavage factor complex. Gene Ontology annotation, molecular function: mRNA binding. Lineage: Eukaryota; Fungi; Basidiomycota; Agaricomycetes; Polyporales; Laetiporaceae. The record is from RefSeq and is a predicted model, not a curated record.
CAUCGCUCUACCAGACUCGACGACUCCCUCAGUUGUUGCAUCCUCGUAGCUGGGUGCGAACAUGUCGAACACAAUAACCCUCUAUCCGCUCUCCAACUUCACGUUCAGCACAAAGGAGGCACAACCUGAAGAAGACCCAUCUGUAUCUGCACGACUUCAGCGGCUGCAAAACAACUAUGAAGACUUUGGCAUGCGACGAACCGUGGAGGGCAUUCUGGUGGUGCAUGACCAUGGACACCCUCAUAUCCUGAUGCUGCAGAUCGCCAACGCCUUCUUUAAGCUUCCUGGUGAUUACUUGAAGCCGGGGGAAGACGAAAUCGAAGGGCUGAAGCGCCGCUUAGAUGAACGCCUCGCACCUCCGACCGACUCUCGCCAGUUUAACGCGUCACAUGGGGUAGAUAAUGAAUGGGAGAUUGGUGAUGUUCUUGCACAAUGGUGGCGUCCGAAUUUUGAGACAUUCAUGUAUCCAUUCAUUCCUACACACAUUACGAAGCCGAAGGAGUGCAAGAAGCUUUUCCUGGUGCAAAUGCCCGAACGCAAGGUGUUGGCUGUACCUAAAAACAUGAAGCUCCUGGCCAUCCCUUUGUUUGAACUCUAUGAUAAUGCUGCGCGGUAUGGCCCUCAACUGUCAGCAAUACCUCAUCUCCUGUCUCGAUACAAUUUCAUUUACCAAUGAUUCGACGGAGAUGGUGGUAUUGUAGUAUUUGCACUUUCAUUCCUUUUCGUUCUCUGUUGUGAGUUCUACCAUGUCACCAGCAAUCGUUCUUGUAAUCACUUUCGGUUUCACUCGUGUGUGGAUUGUGAUGGCCUGAAUUGCGUUGUAGCAUAAUCCUAAGCUGUAUUCCAUGAUUCACUGCUUUGACUUUCGCAAGUACUACGGGGUGAAUUGCUCAUUAAUAACUGUCUAGCAUGGAUCUAGUACACGCGAAGUCAGCGAAUGCUGUCCAAUAGUCGGGAAGAAUUGACGUCACAUCGUCAUCAACCAGCUUUCCCCAACCUUAACCUGCGAAAGGGUGUUAAAUCUGUAGCGGCUUCGGACG